AUGCAAAGCUACCAAACUAAGUUCCUCGACCUGGCCCUUGAAUCUAAGGCCUUGAAAUUUGGCUCCUUCACCUUGAAGUCCGGUCGCCAGUCGCCAUACUUUUUUAACUUGGGUUUGCUUAACACUGGGUCGUUGUUGUCCACUUUGGCCACCUCCUACGCUCAGGCUAUCAUUGCCUCUGGCAUUGAAUUCGACAUCUUGUUCGGUCCAGCCUACAAGGGAAUUCCGUUGACCGCGAUCACCGUUGCCAAGUUGGCUGAGAUUGGCGGCGAAAAGUACCAGAACGUCGGCUACUCGUUCAACAGAAAGGAGGCCAAGGACCACGGUGAGGGUGGAUCUAUCGUUGGGUGCGAGUUGGCCAACAAGAAGAUUUUGAUCAUCGAUGAUGUUAUGACCGCAGGUACCGCCAUCAACGAAGCCUUCGAGAUCAUUGGCAAGGACAAGGGUGAGGUUGUCGGGACCAUUAUUGCCUUGGACAGACAGGAGAAGACCAAGGAUUCCGAGUUCUCUGCCACUCAGGUUGUGGCCCAGAGAUACGGGAUUCCAGUCAUCUCUAUUGUUUCUUUGAACGACAUUAUCAGCUACUUGGGCGAUAAGUUAAGCGCCGAUGAAAAGGCUGCCAUCGUCCAGUACCGCAAGGACUACGCCCCAGCUCAAUUGUAA
Molecule: messenger RNA, 663 nt
Organism: Babjeviella inositovora NRRL Y-12698
Lineage: Eukaryota; Fungi; Ascomycota; Pichiomycetes; Serinales
Gene: URA5
Product: orotate phosphoribosyltransferase
Exons: 1
Coding region: 1-663 (220 amino acids)
Biological process (GO): pyrimidine ribonucleoside biosynthetic process; 'de novo' pyrimidine nucleobase biosynthetic process; pyrimidine nucleotide biosynthetic process
Cellular component (GO): cytoplasm
Molecular function (GO): orotate phosphoribosyltransferase activity
Source: RefSeq, a predicted model, not a curated record